Messenger RNA from Prunus dulcis (almond), 696 nucleotides. Its product is annotated as protein PHLOEM PROTEIN 2-LIKE A1-like. The transcript has 2 exons. Bases 25 to 480 code for a protein of 151 amino acids. The record is from RefSeq and is a predicted model, not a curated record. Lineage: Eukaryota; Viridiplantae; Streptophyta; Magnoliopsida; Rosales; Rosaceae.
GGAUGGAAGACGUAAAUUGAAGAGAUGGCGGAGUCCAAAAAUGUGGUGUAUGCAAAGGAUCUCAAGAUCACUUGGUCAAGAGACCGUCGUUACUGGCGAUGGGUCAAAGAGACUGAAAACAGUUACGUUGCUGAACUGUUAAAUGUAUGUUGGCUAAAAGUGAGUGGAAAACUUGAGAACCCAAACCUGUCACCAGGAACUCAGUAUGAAGUUGUACUUGAGGCCAAGAUGAAAACUAGAGCUUAUGGAUUUGAUGAUCCAGUGAAUUUCAAAUUCACUCACCCAGGUCGUACAGAGGACUGGACCAUUAAUUUGGAGGAUAAGUUUAAGGAUAGCAAAGAUGAAUGGAAAGAUAUUAAGUUGGGUGAGUUUACUGCAUCUGAAAAUCCAGGAGCCAUCGAGUUUUUGCUAUAUAAAUACGGUGGGAAAUGGAAGAGCGGACUCGUUAUCAAGAGUGUUGCCGUUCGACCAAAGAGCUAAGUUGCAGAAUAUUAUUAAUUGGCAUAUGAGCCGACAGAUGAUGAUAUGCAUAUCUAAUAAAUGAUAAUUAAGAACAGAAUAAUGAAGCGCUUAAUCCCAAUCUCCCAAUCUAGUUGUUAUCAAGGAGAUUUUGAAUGAUAAUUUAAUUGUAUUAUUAUUAUGUACUAUAUAGUUUGAUUAAAUCACUCAAUCCCAAUGUCCAAAUGAUUUUGUUUA